This is a messenger RNA of Sturnus vulgaris (Common starling), 987 nucleotides long. RefSeq names its product transmembrane protein 52 (gene TMEM52). The record is from RefSeq and is a predicted model, not a curated record. Lineage: Eukaryota; Metazoa; Chordata; Aves; Passeriformes; Sturnidae.
AGGGACUCGAGGCGCUUCUCCUUUGGCCACCUGCUGAUCCAGUCCCGGGGUCCCCUUUCCUAAGCAUCGCUCUGUUCAGGGAACAACUGUGAGAACUCUGCCCGGGAAGUGCAUUCCCUGACAUACAUUCUCUGUUUAAAUCAGUGAAUCAUCUACCUUCCUUCACAGAUGCCCUCAGAACAUGUCUGAUUGGACAAGUCUGUGGUAUGUCUGGCUGAUCUUACUGCUGGUGUUCCUGCUCCUGCUCUGUGGGGUCUCAGCGAGCUGCAUCAAAUUCUGCUGCCGCAAGAAGAGGCUCCCAGUGGAGACCUUCCCUCGGCACCCCUGUGACCUGGCAGUGAUUGGCCUUGACAGUGACAGCACUGCCCACAGCACAGUGACCUCAUACAGCUCAUGGCAGUACCCUCCAAGUGUCCAGAUUCCCUUGGUAUUUGUGGAUAUGGAUAAGAACACUGUGUCCCCUCCAGCUUACAGCCUCUAUGCCAUGGACCUGCCACCUUCCUAUGAUGAAGCUGUUCAAAUGGGAAAGCAAGGGGCACGGACAAACCAGAAACUGAAUGACAUCACUGAACAGGUGACACCAGGUGGGCUGAAUCCCAGCCAGUCUCUACCUGACACAAUCAACAGAGAUCCAGCAACACAGGCAAGUUCAGAAGAUUCAGAAGAUGCCACAAAAGAACAGCCACAGGUCUGACUCAGUUCAGAUGGGGAGUAAAGUGAGGGAAGGACGGUAAGAGUUAAAGAAGACAUGAAGAGUUUGGUUUAUAAGUAGGUUAUGAUGGAAAGAUGUUUCUUCUCAUGCCCUUGUAAUGAUCUAUCAGAAGAAAUGUUUUCUGAGACUUCUGUAAUCCCCUGGUAAAGCUUCUUCAAGGAUAUGAAAUGAGGGAAAAGGGCAGCAGUUUAAAAAUGCCUCUGGUAAAAGUGGGACGUGAAUGCAUGUUCAUCUUCUGAUAAAAAAUUGUUCCUUGUGUCCAGCAAUAAAAAAGG